Molecule: messenger RNA, 306 nt
Organism: Cryptomeria japonica (Japanese cedar)
Lineage: Eukaryota; Viridiplantae; Streptophyta; Pinopsida; Cupressales; Cupressaceae
Product: predicted GPI-anchored protein 58
Exons: 2
Coding region: 1-306 (101 amino acids)
Source: RefSeq, a predicted model, not a curated record
AUGGCAUCCCCUGUUGAGCAAUCUGCUACCCCCACUGCUAAGAAAGCCCACAUGACUGAGGCAAGCUCAUCAAUUCCUAUCACUGAGGCUACACCUCUAGAUAUGGUUCCCCCCAUGCAAGAAAUUGCAGAUGAGCCCUCUCCCGCUCCUAAAACAAGGAAGCCCACUCCAAAGAAGAGGAAGAGCACCAAGAAGGCUUCAGCUGAAGCCGCCUCUGUUGAAACCCCAUCCCCUAUACAUGAUGCUCCUACUCCAGUUAAUCCAUCUGUUGAGGAAGCCCCAAUUCCUCAAAAGCCAAUCCCAUAA